AUGGUUAAAUGUAUGCGAUCUGAUGCAGUUCCAUUAUCAUCGGAAGAUUAUAAAUUUAUUAUACAAUAUCGUGAUGCAAAAUCUAAAACUGAGGAUUUAUCUAUACCUGAAUUGCACUUACCAAAUAUUGACCAAGCUAGUGUGGCUGAAAAUUCUAAUGGUCAAACUUCAGUGUUUGAAACUGUCAGUGGCAGAGCCACGAUAGGAAGUGAAGAUGGCAUGUAUGCUAUAAUCGAAUAUGAACGUAGAGAAGCAGAAGAAGCUGAAC
Diversispora eburnea is the source of this 268-nucleotide messenger RNA. Lineage: Eukaryota; Fungi; Glomeromycota; Glomeromycetes; Diversisporales; Diversisporaceae. The record is from the annotation of a GenBank genome assembly.